Molecule: messenger RNA, 3242 nt
Organism: Dunckerocampus dactyliophorus (ringed pipefish)
Lineage: Eukaryota; Metazoa; Chordata; Actinopteri; Syngnathiformes; Syngnathidae
Gene: git2b
Product: G protein-coupled receptor kinase interacting ArfGAP 2b
Exons: 20
Coding region: 138-2342 (734 amino acids)
Biological process (GO): regulation of ARF protein signal transduction; brain development
Molecular function (GO): GTPase activator activity; protein binding
Source: RefSeq, a predicted model, not a curated record
GGUCGCGGCCGAUCUUUGUUCAACAGUAGGCAAGGCAGAUGGGCAGAGUUGUUGCUCUUUGCCAGCCAUAGACAGCCAAGUCAGUCGCCCCAAAUUAUUUUACUGCGGUGUUUGCGUCUCUCGUUGACUCGACAAGGAUGUCGAAGCGAGUGCGAAGCAAAGAGGUCUGCGCUGACUGCAGUGCUCCGGAACCUCGCUGGGCUUCUGUCAACAGAGGUGUGUUGAUCUGUGAUGAGUGCUGCAGCAUCCAUCGAGGUCUGGGACGACACAGCUCUCAAGUCAGGCAUCUAACCCACUCAGCGUGGCCCCCCUCCCAGUUUCAGAUGGUGCAGACACUUUAUGGCAAUGGAGCCAAUUCCAUAUGGGAGCACAGCCUUUUGGACCCCUCCUCAUCCUCCUCCUCCUCAGUGAGUGGGAAACGCAAAGCCAACCCGCAGGACCGUGUUCAUCCCAAUAAGACAGAGUUCAUCAAGGCCAAAUACCAGAUGUUGGCGUUCGUCCAUCGCAUGCCUUGCCGGGAAGACGACAGCGUGACCGCCAAAGAUCUUAGCAAGCAACUGCAUUCCAGUGUUCGCACAGGGAACCUGGAGACCUGCCUGAGGCUUUUAUCUUUGGGAGCGCAGGCCAACUUCUUCCAUCCAGAGAAAGGAAACACCCCGUUGCACAUAGCAGCCAAAGCGGGACAACUGUUACAAGCCGAGCUGUUGGCUGUUUAUGGAGCUGAUCCAGGAGCUCUGGACUCCAGUGGGAAGACACCUAUUGAUUAUGCAAGGCAAGCUGGGCAUCAGGAACUGGCCGAGCGCCUAGUGGAGAUCCAAUAUGAACUUACUGACCGCCUAACAUUUUACCUUUGUGGACGAAGACCAGAUCACAGGUUUGGGCAGCACUUCAUCAUUCCUCAAAUGGCAGACAGCAGUCUAGACUUGUCCGAAUUUGCAAAAGCUGCAAAGAAGAAGCUCCAGUCUCUAAGUAAUCAUCAGUUUGAAGAACUUGCCAUGGAUGUUUAUGAUGAAGUCGACAGGCGGGAAACAGACGCAGUGUGUUUGGCCACGCAGAACCACAGCACACUUGUGACAGACAGCACAGUUGUGCCUUUCCUGCCGGUCAACCCUGAGUACUCCUCGACCAGAAACCAAGGUCGUCAGAAGUUGGCGAGGUUUAGCGCUCAUGAAUUUGCUACCUUGGUCAUUGAUAUUCUAACAGAUGCCAAACGUCGACAGUGGGGGAAUGCCUGCGAAAGUCCUAAAGAGAGUGUGGAGCUGAUCCUGCAGGGAACCAACAGUCGCCACAAUAGUGACAGCCAGGGCAACGACCAGCCCGACUACGACAGCGUGGCCUCGGAUGAAGAUCCAGCCCAAGAGGCCACCUGUGGGAACAACUGCACAGAUGGAAGAACCAAGAGCUCGGAGUCGUCUGACAUGUCCGAUGGCCCGAUCACGGUGCAAGAAUUCAUGGAAGUGAAGAGCGCCCUUACAGCGUCGGAAGCCAAAAUACAGCAGCUGCUGAAAGUCAACUGUCACCUGAGUGAGGAGCUGCGAGUGAUGCAGGGCAAGCUGACCUCCCUGCAAACUGAAAAUACAACCCUGCGAUGGCAGGCCCCCAGCGGACAACAGCACGCCCAGGGGCUUGUCUCUCGACGCCAGACCCGCGGAGGUCGGGCCAUGUCUAUGUAUGAGACCGGCUCCGCCCCCAGGCAGUAUCCCCACCGCGACGAAAACACCAGGCGUGAGGACGGAGUUGUCUUACAGCCCUUCCCGGCCAACAUUGGGAGGGGUCCUUUGGGAACGGCCGCUUCCUCCCUCCCAUCCUUCCCCUCUUCCCCGUCCUGGUCGUGGGAUGAGAGAUCUCGAAGGGGUUGCAGUUUGGAGGGACAGGGCACCAUGCUCAACUGCGACAUUGCACCCAACCACUCUGAAGCAAUGAAGACUGGGUCCCUUCUGGCUUCUGAGGCAGAGGAGGGUGAGCUGGAGGGUGAGGAAGAGCCCACCCUGCCGUGCACGGAGGAUGUCAUCUGCAAGACUGAGCAGAUCACCAAGAACAUUCAGGAGCUUCUGAGGGCCGCCCAGGAGACCAAACAUGAAAGCUUUCUGCCAUGUGCAGAGAAGAUCUGUGUGGCUGUGAAGGAGAUGGCUGCUCUGUUUCCCAAGAGACCGUCCUCUGAGACCGUGCGCGGCUCCCUCUUCCUGCUCACCUCCAGCGCCGGCCGGCUGCAUGGUGAGUGUCAUGGCCCGUGCCCCGCCGACGUCCAGCUGGUCACGCAGCAGGUCAUCCAGUGCGCCUACGACAUCGCCAAAGCUGCCAAGCAACUCGUCACCGUGACCACCAAAGAAAACAACAAUUAGCAGCUAGAAUUCCCCCUCUCCCCCAAAAAUAAUAUCACAUGAGGUAAACCUCUACUUCAAUCAUUACACGUCCUCGACACAUACAUUCCUUUUAGCUUGCAGCAUUUAACAAACGGACGCUUUAUUUAUUAUUAUUUACUUCAUGACUGAUGUCAUCUUACCUCACAAAGAGAUUUAAUCCACAUAUUUUUAAAGGUGCAAUGUAGUAUCUUGUGUAAAGCAAUUAAAAUAGCAAGUAGUUGAGCCAUUAACAAACAUUGUACCAUCCCCCUUUUAGUGCUAUUCAAUAGGUGCAACCACAGUAUUUCUUCAGUGUGUGUUUAGUAUGAAAGUCUAUUGUAGGAGCAGCGUCACUGCAUCAAUCACACACAACUGCAAAAAGGGUGCUACAUUGCGGUUUUGGGAGGUAUAACCCAGGUAGGGUAGGACCCUGUCUUACAAAACAGAUAGGCUAUGUUACCAUCGCAACAGUCAGAUAUCCCAGUGUUUUUUUUGUUUUGUUUAUUUUAAUGCAUACGUUGCUAGUGCUGUCCGUCUGCACUCUGUCCAAGAUGUGCUUCUGAGUAAUGUGUCAGUGAUAUUGGUACAGCCAUACUUGUGUGAAUAUGUGUGUAUUGCCUGUGUGUGAGUGUGUGCAGAUGUCCUCAGUGGCUCAUGUGAAAUCCAUUUAAACAUUAUGCAAGUGUGUAUGGAAAAAAAGUGUAUAUCAAUGUAAUUCUUUUAUCAAAAUAAUCCAAAUGCUAUUCUAUUUAUGUACAUGGUCUCAUACCUCCUGGAGGGAAGAAAACCUCAACCAGUGUUUGUUUUUGUAAGCUUUUGUUUGUGAUGCUCCUCGCCAAUUGAUGUGAGUGGCCACCUUUUUUUUUUUUAUCAUCAUCAAAGUUAAAACGUUCCCCUCAA